Molecule: messenger RNA, 690 nt
Organism: Python bivittatus (Burmese python)
Lineage: Eukaryota; Metazoa; Chordata; Lepidosauria; Squamata; Pythonidae
Source: RefSeq, a predicted model, not a curated record
CACCAUUCAGCUCUUGGCUUCUUGCACAAUGUGGAAGGAACUGCUUUCUAUAGCCUUCUACCGGGCUGUCUUCACUGAGUUCCUGGUCACUGCCAUCUAUGUCUUUUUUGGCUUGGGGUCAGCGCUGGAUUGGCCAGAGACGCCCUCCAUCCUGCAGACUGCCAUCACCUUCAACUUGGCAGCAGCCACGGCUGUCCAGAUUGCCUGGCACACCAGUGGAGCCCACAUCAACCCAGCUGUGACCAUGGCCUUCCUGCUUGGCUCUCGUGUCUCACUGGUGAGGAGUGUCUGCUAUGUGGUGGCUCAGCUGACUGGAGGCAUUGUCGGGGCAGCCAUCCUUUAUGCAGUGACUCCUGGGAAUAUCCGGGGAAAUUUGGGCAUCAACACGGUGAGGGCCAAUGUUUCAUCUGGACAAGCUGUUGCAGUUGAGCUCAUCUUGACCCUCCAGUUGGUUCUGUGCUAUUUUGCAUCCACAGAUCCACAGCGUAGUACAGGUUCCCCAGCUGUCAUCAUUGGCAUCUCGGAUGCCCUGGGCCACUUAGUUGGGCAUUACUAUACUAGCUGCUCCAUGAAUCCAGCCAGAUCCUUUGGUCCUGCUGUCAUAACUGGGAAGUUUCUUCACCAAUCUUCUGGGUUGGCCCCUUAAUUGGUGCGGUCUUGGCAUCUGUCCUUUACAACUUUGUUCUUUAC